CACACUCCAUGACACUAACUGACGGGUCCAAAAAGUCCCCUGGAGCUAGACAUCUGUUUGUUUUUGCUUUGUAAGCUCCCACAUUGACGACAUUAUUUUUAUUUUUUUAUUUUUUUGUAAUUUUUUAUUUUUUUUUAAUAGUUAAGUCAUUUUGCUUUGGAAUUCGAUAUUUUUAACUGCAUUUUUUUUUCUUAAAUCGUGGAUACCACUACAAACAUUCAUAUCGGACUACUCUCGCAGUCUGCUAUCGUUCAGUAGCAGACAAGAAGAUCCAAAAUGGCUCGUGUUUUAUUAACGUGUUUUUUAAUUUUGUUACCAGCGCAUCUGGUGGAAUCAUCCGGUGUGUUUGAGUUGAAAGUGCACUCUUUUACAAGCACAAGCAGUGUGUGUACACGGUCCAGCGACUGCCAGAUCUUUUUCCGUGUUUGCCUGAAGCACUCACACGACAUCAUAUUACCAGAGCCGCCGUGCACUUACGGCACUGGAAUGACAGGAAUAUUCAGCGCAGACUCCAUCUCCAGCAAUGCGCAUAUCCGCGUGCCUUUUAAUUUCAAGUGGCAGGGAACCGUCUCGUUGAUAAUAGAAGCCUGGAACGCAGAGUCCUCUGACCGGUCAACAGAGAACAUCAACAAUAUGAUCAGCCGUUUGGCCACCAAAAGAAGACUCGCCAUCGGCGAGGACUGGUCCCAGUACGUGCAUGUCGGAGAGCAAAGCCAACUGCGCUUUUCUUAUCGUGUUGUGUGCGAUGAAUUCUACCACGGCGAGGAAUGCUCGGAUUUCUGCCGCCCACGGAACGACGCAUUCGGCCACUUCAACUGUGACGCCGCUGGCAACAGAAUUUGCCUGCCUGGAUGGGAAGGCGACUAUUGCGCGGAACCCAUCUGCUUGUCUGGCUGUAGCGAGGAGCACGGUUAUUGUGAGGCCCCUGGUGAGUGCAAGUGCCGCUUAGGGUGGCAGGGCCCCCUCUGUGACGAGUGCCAGCGAUACCCGGGGUGCUUGCAUGGCACCUGCAACCAGCCCUUUCAGUGCACUUGCAAGGAAGGCUGGGGAGGCCUGUUCUGCAACGAGGAUCUGAACUUCUGCACAAAUCACAAGCCCUGCAUGAACGACGCCACCUGUACCAACACCGGCCAGGGCAGCUACACCUGCAUCUGCAAGCCUGGCUUCAGUGGCAAAACCUGCGAGAUGGAGACCAACGAGUGCGACAGCAACCCAUGCAAGAACGGAGGCAGUUGCAGCGAUCUGGUGAAUGAUUACACCUGCACAUGCCCUAAAGGCUUCUACGGGAAGAACUGUGAGGUCAGCGCUAUGACCUGCGCCGAAGGACCCUGCUUCAAUGGAGGAACCUGCAUGGUGAAGGGAACCGGUGGAUACUCCUGCGUCUGCCCUGCUGGUUACAUGGGCUCUAACUGCGAGAAGAAAAACGACCGAUGCAGCAGCAACCCCUGUGCUAAUGGUGGCCAGUGUCUCGAUUUAGGCAACAGACUGACAUGCCGAUGCCAUCCCGGUUUCUCAGGCUCACGUUGCGAAAUCAACAUUGACGACUGUGCAAACAACCCUUGCCAAAAUGCUGGCACCUGCGUGGAUGGUAUCAACGGCUAUACCUGCACAUGCACGCUUGGUUUCUCAGGCAAAAACUGUGCCAUCCGCUCAGACGCCUGCAGCCUCAUGCCUUGCGAGAAUGGAGGGACCUGCUACACCCACUUCUCUGGGCCCGUCUGCCAUUGUCCACCGGGCUUCAUGGGCACACUUUGCGAGGAUAAAGACAAGCCACCUGUUUCCAGCCCUCCUAUUCCAGCGGCUUUGGUGGUCUCGUUCACUCUAGGCCUCAUCACUCUUACUCUAGUGGUCUGCGCCGCCAUUGUGGUCCUGAGACAGAUGCGACAAGGCCACAAACCAACCUCCACCAACGUGCGCAACGACUUGGAGUCUGUCAACAACCGCGUUUCUUUGACCCCGACUUCAACUUUAAGCCGAGAAAAGGAGGCCUUGCUUAUUCCUGGUGGUCUGUUUAAGGUGUCCAAUAAAGAUGUGGCACUCAGAUCCACCACUGUGGACAGUCAUUCCAGUGAAAAAUCAAAUUACAAGCAGAAGAUGGUGGACUACAAUAUGAGCAUUGACGAAAAACCGACAAACAACAAACUAGACAUGAAAAACUCGGACUCUACAUUACUGGUUCCACCAGUGAACUAUCCAAAAGAGGGAGUGUAUCAUCCUGUGUACAUCAUUCCUGAACACAUAGAACAAUGUGUAUUUGCUACUGAGGUUUAACAGUAUUCUGCACCUCAAUCACCAAUGGGCCUGACCCUAAAAUGUUUACAGUCUUAAUGGACAUAAGGAAGAGGUGAAGAGGGUAUAUAUAUUAUAUCUACAUUUAUUGUUUAUUUAUUCAUGCUGCUGAGUAAAAGGACUACUUCUUGAUAUGGACAAUGAUUUUGCGAAGACAAAGCAAGAGACUUAAAGACCAAAU
This is a messenger RNA of Cyprinus carpio (common carp), 2470 nucleotides long. It is a transcript of the gene dlc, whose product is annotated as deltaC. Bases 277 to 2271 code for a protein of 664 amino acids. The transcript is spliced from 9 exons. Lineage: Eukaryota; Metazoa; Chordata; Actinopteri; Cypriniformes; Cyprinidae. Gene Ontology annotation, biological process: multicellular organism development; Notch signaling pathway; cell communication. Gene Ontology annotation, cellular component: protein-containing complex; plasma membrane. Gene Ontology annotation, molecular function: calcium ion binding. The record is from RefSeq and is a predicted model, not a curated record.